This is a messenger RNA of Copidosoma floridanum, 7849 nucleotides long. Its product is annotated as bromodomain adjacent to zinc finger domain protein 2B. NCBI's taxonomy places the organism in Eukaryota, Metazoa, Arthropoda, Insecta, Hymenoptera, Encyrtidae. Gene Ontology annotation, cellular component: chromatin. The record is from RefSeq and is a predicted model, not a curated record. Gene Ontology annotation, molecular function: DNA binding; protein binding.
UGCGAACUUAACAAUUGGUGCAGAUAAUAUCGUUAUACUUGAUGUCCACCAGUGUCAGUUGAUUUUUCCAAAAGUCCUCCAUCGGCAAGAUAUCGUCGACUGUUGAUUGUAUUAUGCCAAGUGCAGCACGUAGAAAAAUUGGUUUAGCGAAGUGAAGGCUACUGCAGGUGCAAAAAAAAAGUUCUCCGGAAAAUCGAUUCAGCUGUUACGAGCGGAAGCACCUAUACGUGCAUAGGAUCGAGUGAAAAAAUUAGAAAAAUUGAUGAAACAAGUAAUCAGGACGGGUCGAAAGAAGGGAGAGAAGAAAUACCGAUGAAUUGUCGAGGAAGAGAAAAAUAAAUGUGUCAUUGUGAUUUUGCCGAAGCAUUCGAUACAAUACAUCUGUGUACUGUGACAGUGUGUUUUUGUUCCCGUUGUUGUUGUGGUGGUGAUGUGUUGAAAGGCAGUACUUAAUUCCGAAAAAAAUCUGUCAAAUGUAAAAACCAAGACUACAUAUUCCCGGAAAACGCGCGACGGCGGUGUUAUUGUGCCCACAACCCCAUAAGAAGACGACUUUGUCGAUUGAUCGCACCGUGUGUAAUGAAACCUCGCCGGAAGAGUAUCAACUAUGAGUUGAAGCCACACAACUAACCGGGACUGGCAUGGAGAAGGAGAGCACCGGGACGGGCGGCGGAGGAGGCGGGAGCAGCGGAGGUGGCGAUGCGACCGUUACGCCAGGCGCCACCUCCACCCCUGACCAUCUCCAGGCGGAUCAGGCCAACUCCUUGCUGGAUCCCACCGCACUGUUUGGUGCUUAUUGGCCCCGUGGUGACUUUCCCGGCAUGCCCGCGGGUUACGGCCUGGCCGGGCACCACCUGCCCUCCGCCUACGCGAUCCUGGGCGGGCGCAACGGGGCAGGCUCCGGCGGACCGGGUGGAGCCUCGGGCCCAGGUAGCUUCGGCACGGCCCACGGGGCAGCCACGGCCCCCGGCUACCCGCACGCCAGCCUCGGGCCCCUAGGUGUAGCCGCAGCCGCCAGCCAAGCCGCCAGUCUUGGCAUCAACUCGGCCUCGGCCGCCUGGUGGUCCAUGGCCACCCACCUCGCCACCCAGGAGUACCUCGCCAGGCUACAGGGAGCCGCCGCCGCAGCCGCCCUCCCCGGCUUCCCACCCGGCGCCGAGGGCCUGCUGCCCCCCUACCCACCUGGACUGCUGGCGGGACCAGCCUCGCACGCCGCUCACUCGCACUCGCACUCACCCACGAGGUCCAUCUCCAACGCUACGGGAACUACCAACUCCGUUGCCACCUCCUCGUCAUCCUCGGCCCACAAAUCAGCCACCACAAGCAGCAGCACCAACAGCACCAACAGCACCAGCAGCAGCAGCAGCAGCAGCAGCACCAACAGCAUCAGCAUCAGCAGCAUCAUCAGCGACCCGAGCAGCAUCCUCGGUGGGGUACGACUGCCACCCGACACCGAGAUCAUCAAGUACACCUCGAGCAUAGUCGGGCCCAAGGUGCCCGGCACGACGAAUCGCGGCCGCAAAAAGACCAUAUCGCUCGACUCGCCCUCCGUGAGCUUGCACCAGGCGGGCGGUGGUGCCCUUCAGUCCUCCGUUCCGUCCUCGGCCGGGGCCGGUGGAUUGCUUAUCGAGCCGAGCAAGCACCAGGAGCGCGAGAGGGACCGAGAGCGGGAGCUGCAGUCGGGGCUGGACCGGGUCGAGUUGAUCAAGCUGCCGACCCACUCGACCAACGGGGCGCUCCAGCCCGCCCCGAGUUACGGCUUGGGGAGUAGUGCCGGUGGUGCUACUAGCAACGGUCCCAUCCCCGGUGCCGAGGCCUCGGUGGACGCGCCGCUCAACCUGUCGCUGAAGCCGGCCUCGAGAAACGCGGCCUCGCCCAUCGCCGGUAGCCAGCCUCUCAGCCAACUCAGCAAUCUCAGCCAGUCGCUGCUUGCCUCGGAUCGGACCUCGAGACGCAAGCCCGGCCCAAAGCCCAGGAGGGUACCCCAGAACUCGACAGCAGCGCUCGGACCGGGGGCUGCGAGUCCCUCCCUUGCUCAGCUCUUCGCGGCGGCCGACUCGCCUCAGCGCCCGAGCAGCGGCAGCGAGGAAAACGAGAGCCAGCACCAACACAAGGACAGGCCCCGCAAUCUCGGACGGGGCGUCUCCAAGCCGAAGAAAAACACGGUAGCGUCGCUGCUCGCCCAGAGCCGGGCUCUCGGCAUCAAACCUACCCCUGGCCUCGACCCUAACGUGCCGCUCUCGCACCAGGUCGCGCUGCUCAGGUCCAACAUCCUCGCGGCCCAGCUGCAACAGCAGCACGCGUCGGCUCUCGGAGGUCAGCUCGGCCACGCGGUAGACGACAAGGGCCAGCAACAGCGCUCGCUCCAGGAGAAGAUGAAGAACAAGCUGAUGGAGGUAUCGGGGGAGGAGAGCAACAUGGACGUGACCAGCGAGAGCGGCAGCAAUACCGACGUCCUCUCGGACACGGAUGACGACAACGACGGCGUGGCUGGGCCGAAGAAGCGCAAGCUCAAUCAGCACUACGAGAAGGAACUGCUGCAGCUGCCGCUCGAACGUGGCUGGAAGAGGGAGACGCUCAUCCGAGGCCUUGGCAGGACGGGCGUCAUCAAGGGCGAAGUCACCUACUACAGUCCCUGUGGAAAGAUCUUCAGAAACAGCUCCGAACUGUUGAAGUUCUUGGAGCUGCAGAACGUUUCGGACUUGAGCGCGGUCAACUUUUCUUUCUCCUCGCGGCCACUCGUUGGUGACUUUCUGCAGCCGACGAUGGGCCUAGCGGAGGCCGAAUUCGUGAGGCUACCCGCCCAAGAGGUAGCGAGGAGGCUUGAUGAUCUCAGAGCCGUCGGUGGCUUUCGGGAGUUUAAAGUUAACAGCCAGUUUGAGCGGGACAAGCUGGCGUACAUGAAAAAAUUGGCCAAGGAAGAAGCGCAACGAAACAAGGAGCAGGCCAGGUUGAUAAAGGAGCAAGAAAAGACGGAAAGGCAAGAGGCCGUGCGGAGAGAAAGGGAGCUGCGGAAUCAACAAUUGCUCGAGGGUCGUAAGCGGCUCGCUUUCACGAUCAAACAGAAGAUGAAGAUCAUCCAAGAGAUCGAGCGCGGCAAGAGCAAGAGCGACGUCGCCCGAGAACUUGGCUUGGCGAGCAGCACCGUGGCGACCAUAUGGAAAAAUAGACAAUCCAUAUGCGACAGUUGGAGAUCCCGCGAUAUGAUGCACUCGGACCUAGACGUCGAGACCGCCAAGAAGAUCAUAAGCCACGGGCCUUCCGCGACUGCCGUCGCCGUAGCCGCUGCUGCUGCUGCUGCUGCAUCUGUCCAAACUCAGCAUUCGCCUAUACUCCAAUCUCUGACACUAGCCUCGGCACAGCAACAAGAACAACACUAUCAGCAGCAGCAACAGCAACAAAAGCAGCAGCAGCAGCAGCCAGAGCAACAGCGUCGAUCUCCCUCACCGGUUCGGCAGCAACAGCAACAGACGCCCGCGUCUCUCACCACACCCAUGACUCUGACGACUACCAAGCUGAGCACGACCUCGGCGAGCGAGCCGAGCGUCGUGCCCUCGGCGCAUCAGCCGGAUCACCUGCAGCAAGCUCAGAGCCACACUCAAACUCAGGAGCUCCUCGAGGCCCGUAAAAAGCGCCAAGAAGAAGUGGAAAAACUUCGUUUGGAAGAACAACAGCGCAAGCAACAGGAACGAGAAAUGAAGAGGCAACAAGCAGUUAUACUGAAAGAACAGAUGUACAUGCAGGAGCUGACCAAGCAGCGCGAGAUGCUCUACACCGUCGAGCUGGAGCGAGAGCGCAGGCGGCAGCACAUGAACCUGAUCCGGGCACUGGAGAAUCGGCGCAAAAUGGAGGAACGUGAACGCAAGAGGCUAGAAGCCCGGGCCGAGAGGAUAGCUUCGAAGGAGCGCCGGGCUGAGCAGCGCCGGCUCGAGCUCGAGCUCGUCGAGCAGAUUCGCAAGCCCGUCGAGGACAUGGAAUUGGCCGACCAGAAGGCCCUGCCGAAGCUACGCCGGCUGCCGGGGCUCAGGCUGAGCGGCCAAGCGUUCGCCGACAUCGUCAUGGUAUUUGAGUUCCUUCACAACUUUGGCGAGACCCUCGGCUUCGACAUGGACUCGCUGCCGAGUUUGCGCAGCCUCCAAGCGGCCCUGCUCAACGACGAGGAAGCCGAGGAAGAGCUACUCUCGGUGAUGACCCACCUGCUCGUCUGCGCGAUCGAGGAUCCCGGCAUACCCCAGCCGGCGCGUCAUACGACUGGACUUGGGCAGAGCUUGCGCCAGGCUGACAUCACCCACGCUAACCUGAGCGAGGUCUUGCGCAUCUACCUGUACGCCAAUGCGACCGGCGAGGUCAAGGCUCUGACGGGGGUCUGUUUGGAGCGCGAGCGCGACAAGAGGCUCGCCGACCACCACCAGAACGCACCGACGGACAACGGGCCUCCCACGGGUAGCGGGAAAAACGCCCAGUUUUACGAGCACCUGCACAGCAACGAGACCUGGCGCAUGUCCGAGCGUCUGCGGGACAAGCCCUUCCUCGCGCUCAACCCGACCCACAAGGCACAAAUGCUCGCGUUCCUCUGCAACGAGCUGCUCCAGAACAAGGCGGUCACCCGCCAGAUCGAGCAGAGCCUCGAGAACGUCGCCCAGCUCAAGAAGGAGCGCUUUCUCCUCGACACCAAGAUACGCAAGCUACGACAGUUGCACGCGCGUAAGCAGCGCAUGGAGGCCGUGGGUGUCAUCGUCAACAAGUCCGCCGACGGCAUCAGUUUGACUCCUCUGAUGGCGGUGGGAGCCUCGGUUAUGGCUGGAUCGGCAACGACGACGACAACAAUCAUAGCGAUGACGAAUAAUAAUAGUAGUACAUCUACGACGACGGUGACAGUGGGGACGCCUACGACGACGGUGGCGUCCGCCACUGACGCGUGUAGUACCAUUCCCACGAUUGCUACCAGUACCGUUACUACUGGUACCAGUACCACAGCUGACGCGAGUGACGCUCUGCUGGUGGAGAAUAAGAAAGAGCCCGAGGUGAACGAACAGCCGACUUCCCCGACGCUACCUCCGCCACCACCUCCACCACCACCGCCGCCUCCAGCGCCAGCCCCGGCACCCGCCGGGCACGAUGAGUCGCAUCACGAGGACGAGGCCCAUGACGAGGAGAUGUCGGAGAACGAGAGCGAGGGCACCCAGCCCGAGGAGGAGGAGGACAAAAAUCUGUCGGCCGAUGAGCUUGGCAAGAAGCUCGACAAGUUGCUCAAGCAGUCCGAGGAGCAGCUACAGAAGCUCAACGGUUCGUCCAAGGAGCUGCGAGCACACAUAUUCGGCCAGGAUAGGUACUGGAGACGAUUUUGGGAGUUACCCUGUGCCGGUGGGGUGUUCGUCGAGGCCAUGGAGAGCGCCGAGCCGGAAGUGCUCCCGCUUCAGGCUGAGCUGGACGAAAAGUACAAGAACGCGCCGCCGAAAGAAGAGCCACCAAGCGAGGCUGAACAGCAGAAACAGUGGCAAAGUAACGGGCCCAAUGAUAUCAGCGACGCGUCUCUUAACGAUGCUACGCACGAUGACGACGAGGAGCGGGAGCCCGAGAAACUCGCUGCUGACGUUGCUGUUGAGCAAAACUCGACCGAACAAACAAAUAGCAACGAUAAUAAGAACGUGCAUAACAAUCACUGCAACUCCGAGCUGAUCAACAACUCGACUGACGAGGUGAAAAAAGAAACAGAUAUCGUGGCUGACGACAACGAGGAUGACGAGGUAGCCAAGGCAAACAAACUCGAGGGUUCGAACAAAGUGAAACAAGAACUUGCUGACAACGUAGACGUAAACGUUAAGACGGAGGAGCCCGAAAAAUUGGAAAAUUGUCCAAACGGCGAUGAUGGCACCCCAAAGCUCGACGGCCUUAAGAUGGAAGACAAAAUUUCCGAGGCAAUUGCAAACGGAGACAAAUUCAAUUUGCCCAACGGCAAGGAAUUGAACGGUAGUUUUCCUUCUGGCAAUGACAAUGGCGACGAGGCAAAUUGGUUUUCGAUUCUUCCUCGUGAAACUUGCGACACGCCCGGCUCUAGCACGAAACAGAUCUUUGGUGUGGCCGAAUCCACCGAAUUGAAAAUACCAAUGUUCCCACCUGCUAGUCCGAACUACGAGAGGUGCGAUAGUCCAGCCCCACUCGUUCUCACUCAAGAUGAGGCUGCACAAUUGGAGUAUCUCAAGAUUCACGGUUUGCCACCCCCGGGAGAAGCGAAACCAGUACCGUCAGAUUUGAGGUACGGCUGGUGGAGAAUAACGGACGUGGACACUUUCCAAGAUGUCCUGGAGAAUUUGCACUCGAGGGGUGUCCGCGAGAAAGAGCUUAAACGUACAACCUGGGCAGCGAUGGAGUCUUUUCUCGCAGUGACUGGUAAAAUCCACGUCGACCCGGGAAACCAGGCAGCCACUGAUCUGUCCGACAGCGAAGAUAACGCCAACGAUCCCGUUUCCAUCCCAGAGUCCGAUGACCCGGAAGACUGGAGCCGAGAAGUCGCUCUGCGCGUCGAUGCCCAGCUUCUCGAGCAGGUCGAGGCGCUCGAGGACAAGGUCGCGAAUGCCAGUAUGCAAGUCAAGGGCUGGAAAUUGCCACCUCGAGCGGGUACCGAGGAAGCAGAGGAGCUCGAAAAACUACACGAAAUGGAACAGAUAAGCGCCGUGGAGCAGGCACGUCAGAGGCUACUAUCCCUCGAGGCUGCCAUCGAGAGGAGAUACCUCAAGCCACCCCUUGGCAUUUGUACCGGCGAUCCGAACCUGUCCGCCCUGAAGGCAGAGCAGGCUGCAGCAGCUGCCGCCAACGCCAACGCGGGAGGCUCCAACUCAUCAAACGACGGUGGAUCGACGACAGGGCCCCCGGAGGAGACGACGCCACGCGGCCUGAACAAUUGGCGCGAGGCAACGGCGAGAGCGCACACCUCGGCUCAGUUGGCCAUGUCACUGUACAUGCUCGAGGCCAGCAUCGCUUGGGACAAGAGCAUCAUGAAGGCUGUGAGUCUUAAGUCAGCUAAAAAGUCGCAACGCGUCAGGCUGCAAAAUCGGAGCGUUCGAUCGCGCAAAAUUAUACAGCUUUUGUCUUCUAUUCAGGCUUCUAACUGCCAAUUUUGUCAUAGUGGCGACAAUGAGGAUAAAUUGUUACUCUGUGAUGGCUGUGAUCGCGGCUACCAUACUUAUUGCUUCCGUCCAAAAAUGGAAAACAUUCCCGAUGGCGAUUGGUAUUGCCAUGAAUGUAUGAACAAGGCAACAGGAGAAAGAAACUGUCUUGUCUGCGGUAAACGAGUCGGCAAAAACUUGGUUCUCUGCGAGCUUUGUCCAAGGGCUUACCACACCGACUGCCAUAAUCCUGUUAUGCCAAAGAUGCCCAGAGGGAAAUGGUAUUGUUUGAACUGUCACAGUAAACAGCCAAAGAAGAGGAAUAGCAGCCGGAGAAGUCACAAGGGAGAAAAGGGAGGAGGCACGCGAGACAGUGAAAGUUCCGAUCAUCCACCAGCUAGUCCGACACCGUCGACAACCUCAAAUACACAUGUAGAGGAUGUGAGUUCGUCAGAACCGCCGACACCAACAGCUUCGCCGAGAAAAGAAGGAGGUGUCGGUAAAAGUUUAACAAAAAAGCAACAGCGAGAACUUGCACCCUGCAAAAUUCUUCUUGAACAAUUAGAACAGCAAGACGAAGCGUGGCCUUUUCUCUUACCAGUUAACACCAAACAAUUUCCAACUUACAAGAAAAUCAUUAAAACUCCUAUGGAUCUUAGUACAAUCAAGAAGAAGUUGCAAGACUGUGUGUAAGUUGACUCUGAAUCUCGCCUUGCUUUACUUUGCUUUACAUCACCGUUACU